Messenger RNA from Prunus armeniaca (apricot), 342 nucleotides. The record is from the annotation of a GenBank genome assembly. Lineage: Eukaryota; Viridiplantae; Streptophyta; Magnoliopsida; Rosales; Rosaceae.
AUGGAGUUAAAGGUUCAGUCUCUCCGUGUGGCCGAACAACCUGGGCAGAAAGAGAAGGACUAUGCGCAAGCCAUGGCUCAUGAAUUAGAAGAUUUGGAGCAAUCCAAACUCGAUGCUUAUAACCUAAUGCAGGCACAAAAGCAGAUCGCGGCGAAGGCCUACAACAGGAAGGUGAAGCAAAAGACUUUCGCCAAAGGCGACUUGGUAUGGCGUGUCAUGCUUCCUAUCGGGACUAAGGACCCUUGGUUCGGCAAAUUCUCACCCAAUUGGGAAGAGCCGUUUAUUAUCGAACGAAUUCUUGGCCGAAGUGCAUUUCAGUUGAGAGAUAGGGAUGGAGAAUGA